ACACAUGUCUCGACGUCAUCAAAUGAGAUAUGAGCCGCUUAUUGCUCGUUGCACGCGGCACGCAGCACGCCCCGCUCAUCAACAUCUGCGUGCUCGGGCAUCCUUCCUACGCUCUCCUUCCAUCAUCUUAUCAUCUGCCUCCGACCUGACGCUCCACUCCCGCGAACCCGACAGCGGGAGGGAAACUGCAAGCAAGCUGAAGCACCCUUCUUUCUCCCGUUGAACACCUCGGCCCAAGCCCAGCUACCCCGCACACUUUACUGCACACCAUGGCCGCCCGCAACGACCUCUCGCACCUUGCCGACAGCGAUGACCGGUCCUACGUCGUAGGCAAGACCGCUCUGCAGUGGGCACAGUACGCCUGCCUCGCCGCCACACCCAUCUAUGCCGUCCAGGCGGUGCGGCAUGGCGCGUUUAGCUUUCACCGGCUGGCGCGGUACAACUGGACCAUCCCCCUCGCAGGAGGAGCGCUCGGAGCUGGCUAUAGCACCGUGACUGCGGCGUCGAAGAGCGCAGCGACGCUUAAGGAAGAAGCAACGCAACUGCGCUACGACCGCAGUCGCGUGCGCCAGGAGGACUACCACCUGAUCGGCGCCGCCGUCGGCGCCCUCGUUCUGCCUGCGCUGCUGCUCCGGAGAGUCGGCCUCUUCAACGGCGCACUGGGCGGAGCAGGCCUCGGCGGCGCCGCCGGCCUGGGGUACAACUUUGCCGAGUCGUUGAGCGGCGGCGCCAGCACCCUCAGCUCCAAACCGGCGAUGCAGCGCGAGGCUGAGGCCUUCGGGCAACAGGCCAAGGACCUGGGGAAUCGGUCGCUCAGCAAGGGAAAGGAGACGCUCAAAUGAAGUGAAUCACGGUUGGAACAUCAUAUUGUGAAUGGAGUAGGGAGAAAGACGGAAGCGCCAGCGCUAAGCAAAUGUGCAACACCUAUAGCCUUUUCUUCGCACGUCGGCAGGGGAACGGCGGCUUGACUAUACGAAAUGAUAUCUCUGCUUUCUAUGGAUCAUCGGCUACAUACAUACUUGACACAGGCUGGUCUGCUCCCGUCUAUUU
Molecule: messenger RNA, 1050 nt
Organism: Tilletiaria anomala UBC 951
Lineage: Eukaryota; Fungi; Basidiomycota; Exobasidiomycetes; Georgefischeriales; Tilletiariaceae
Exons: 3
Coding region: 270-842 (190 amino acids)
Source: RefSeq, a predicted model, not a curated record